AUGACUUCCUUUUUAGAAGACAAACAGGGGCAGAGAGACUCUGAUGUUGUAGAGUUAGUUUCUGUGCUAGAGGAUAUAACUACAGACAAUACGCAACGCCAGACUGUUUCCUUUCCAAGUCAUAUAUUCGAUACUUUCCUACGCUGUGACGUUAUCGCCGACUCUCAACAUCUUAAUCGCCUGGUUUCGACCCUUGAUCAAAACCAAGAACGAAUUCGUGAAAUCCUACACAGAGACUCCCUUCGACUGUUGGCAUAUGUGUUGCUCAUUUCUGAUAAUACAAUAGAGCAGGAGAGGGGGCUAUAUCUUAUACUGGAUGGACCUACUCAAGCAGACCAGGCGCCUCUAUCGUUCAGUGACCAUGUGCCGUCAAUCCUAUAUAACCUCAUCACAGUGUUAUUUCGUAUUUUUCUCGACAAAACACGGGUCACACAGUGUCGACGAAUGGCUGGGAGAUUAAUAGUCGGACUCUUGAAUGAGUCCAGCGAGACUGGCCCACAUAUACUACAGUAUAAAGAUUUAGCAAACUACUGCCCUAAGAUCGUCUCUAUUGUUUGCCAUGAGAAGGACAUCGCGCUGAAGUUCUUUGCCGGUACUAUAAUCCGCAUUCUACGUAACACAGGCACAAACGAAGACCAACUCUGGAAACCUCGCGAACCGAAAUAUAGAAGUAUUUUCUUCGAAUGCUUGCGGAAAUAUCCCAAUGAUUGGAUUCGGUCUUUCCAUAAUUAUAUCAGCGAGGUGGAGCACUACGAAUCAAGGAAAACAAGGGCAAGUUCGAGAGUUGAGAGAUCUGAAACUAUCAAACAAAGCUCUUAUCACCUCCUUAGUUCCGUCGCAGUUGGUCCGCAGACAUACUCGGGCCCUGCGAUACUUGCGCUGUCCACUCCUGAUUUCUUAACAUUUUUACUGCCCGGCAGCGACUACAUCGAAAUCACGGUGCAAUAUAUCUCAGAACCCAUUCAUCGUGUCCCAAAAAGGAAAAGGGAACGGAACGACACCCCGUGCUUGGAGUUUGAAGCGACUGAUGGUGUACUACUGGAUGGAAUACAGCAACUCAGCGAGGGCAGUGUCUCUAUUGUCUCUGAACAAGACCUGGGUGGACUUCGAAACGCGCUAGCAGACGCCAGAAGAAAAACUCAGAAGCAGAGUCGAACUACCCGGAGAAUAUCGUCAACCGUCGUGGCCCUAGACACAGGGGAGGAAGUGGCAACAAAGUCCAGUCAAUGUCGCGACAGCUCAUCUCAGGCUUCCAACCACGAGAUGGACUCUUCUGUCGAUAAGGACCAUGAUUCUCGCGGCGAAUCAAGGACGGGCACAUCAGAUACCAAGCAAGAUGAGCUGCGUGCUAUUUCAGAUGUAACUCGAGAGCCAUCAGGGCCGGGGGAGAGAUCACUAAUGACAAUUGAAGACGUGGAAAUAUUGGCAGAAGCACUUAGUGAAAGUGAUGAAACUCCUCUUGUUUCUCCAAACCAAGAACACCAAUACAUUGACCCAGGGAAGAAGAUUCCCUCCCCAUGCGGUUCUGCAGGGGAAUACGUCACGAGUCCCAUAGCCGAUGGUCACUCAACUCCAAGUCCCCAAACAGAGGCCAAACCAGCGGAGAAUAUCACAGAAUCUGACACCGCGAAUGCAGUAUCGAGAAACCCACAACCAAAGCGUUCCGGUAUGUCCAAUAGAUGUGCGACCCAGAAGAAGCCACCUCCCAGGCGCAGUCCAAGGGGCAGAGCGUUGAGCAAUAGGAAGGGUCGACCAGCAUUACCCAACACCCAGGAGUCUUUAUUGUUCCCUCGCAUGGGACGCCCCAACAAGAAGAUUUAUACUUCUCGUUCAAAGCGUGCAGUUGACUGGGAGGAAGACCUCAGACCAACUGAAGAUGAGGAGGAGGCAGCAAGAGCAGCGCGAAACGACUCUCAACUCACAUCUGUGCCGUCGCCAUCCCCCGGUGAUACCAGCAUUUUCAGCAAAAGGCCGAACACGGCACAGAAGAAACGGAAGGCCAGAGCAGCACCAUCGUCAGCGAAAGGCAAACGAUCAGUAAACAAGAGGGGUGCAGGCGCUAAUAGAAGGGGAAGGACGCCGCGGUUACCUUUGCAGAUGAAGGAACCAAAUGUCGACAACGGCGACAAAGGAAUAUCUAACCACGAGGCCGAGAAGACGACAAAUGGCUUGAAUGGAAGUAGUAAGACCGGAAAUUACGCAGGUCCUCGACCGCAUAAUUACGAGGACAAAGAGAACACUUCUGAACUGGCAGCCGAACUCGACAAUGCCUCUUUCGCUGUCAGGAUAAACCAGUUUCCGUCUGGGGUCCAAGGCAGUAGGAGUCCAUCAGUAGACACUCGUGUCAAGCGGAGUGCACAUGCAGACGCUGCAAAGGGUGCUUUUCAGGGAAGAGAAGGAGCCGGGGAAGGUAACCUGCACAUGGCUUUCAAGGAGCAGUCUUCUGCGGACCAGAUGACGGUAUCUCAGAGCUCCCUACAGCAGACAGAACCUAGGGCCGAUCAGAACAUUCGUGUCUUUCCGGCUCACGAUGAGCGGGCUCUUAUGCAAGGACCCGUUCCUGAGCAGGGAUUUGAGUUGCCUAAUAAAUACGGAACCCAGCAGAGUGAAUCCGAUCAGCUUCAAGGAAGUGGAGAUUUUCAGGCUCUGUUUAUCUCACAGGAGAAUGAAAUUGGACGGCUUUAUGUGUCGGCGAGAGACCGUACACAUGAUACUCCGGCCGAGACAAUAACAGACGGAAACAGAGACUAUCCCCAGACUGAACUAGAAGAAAGACUCUCGGUGCACAGCAGGAAGAGAGCCGCCACACAGAGUACUACGGAUGAAACCCCGAAUAAGAAGUCUCAACGGACCUUUGCCGCUACCUCGGACCAUCAAAAGCUACACCAGUUGGAAGAUGCGGUUGAGCAAGACAGGACGAGCAGACAAAGCGACAUCUCGAGCGCCGCGAAUGCCUCCAUGGGGGAAAGGUCAACAUCCCCAGUGUCGUAUCCAGAGUCUAAAUUGGCGCUGGAGAAAAUGGAAGGGGAUCUGAGCGAGCAAACUACUACCCCAGAGGGGCGAAGCCGCAUAGCUUUGCCGAUAUCGAGUCAAAAGAAAAGCAUAGUUGACGAAAAUGGAAGUCCACGAUUUACGUCUAGAUACAUUGAUAACGAUCAGUGUUUGCAGACGAAAAGGGUCCGACGUUUGAGGUUGGAACAAUGGCGAGAUUCGUUAGAAGAUGCUACCAGCCGAUCUGGAUACCACGGGGAUUCUGAUGAUGAUUCGCUUUCUGCGUCCGACAGUGCCAGUACUCAUUCAUCACCGGAAAGGAAUGCUGGCAGCUUCAAGGGAGGCCGGCUGAACUUCCGUCCGUCCACGAUAGUUGCUGAUGUCAAUGAAGCGCGACCAACAAGCCGUUCCAGCAGAGAACCUUGUCUCCCCGAUAAUAAUGCACGAGGACAGUCAGCAAAAAGGUCAGACCAGCAUGUGGAAAGCAUGAUCACUCCAUAUUCAGUAUCGGGACUACCAGCACAUAGAGCUGAAAGGGCUGACACAGGAUCGGGAGGACUUUCAUCGGCCACUACUAUUCGAUUACCGCAAGAACCGACACAGUUGGGUAUACAGGUUGAGGGUCCAGGUAAAUCAAAUUGGCAAGCAUCUCUGGAGGCUAUCCAAAAAACUACGCAUGAUAGGCUGCUUCAUACAAGCGAGUACUCUUUCACAAAGACUGUUAAUUGCCCACUCUGCGGAUAUGUUGCUGGAGUACCUCUUGCGUCGAACUGGUUGACAAGGGUGCGGGCUUUAUACUCGACUCCGGAUGGCCACCAUCGCAUAUCCGCCGUUGGCACGUAUCUUUGCGAGCAGGGUCUGAACCACAUUAAGGUCGCGAGCAACGGAAACGAGUCUGAGCUCCUGGCAUUCGAGGUACCUGAGCAUCCGCGGGAUAUGAAUACAGUGGAUAAUCUGAAGGGAGUUUCGUUCAUAACCCACGAUGCCUGCUGGAAUAUCUUGAAGGAUUAUUCUUACGACACACCCAUACCUCUGGACCAGCUGGCGGAUGUUCUGUCAGACACCUGGGGCAGAUACUUUCAGGACGUGAGUAUAGAAAGAAUGGACCUCGAAGACCCCACUGAGUCAAUCAAAAUCCGCAGUAAUGAACUAAGUCUACUGGGAGGUGUGCAAGAACCUAGCUGUGCUGUGGCUCAGCAGUGGAAGGAGAGGGCGACGACAAACCGGGAUGUUUUCACCACGCUCCACUCCCUCCCCCGAAAUGCGUGA
This is a messenger RNA of Aspergillus glaucus CBS 516.65, 4260 nucleotides long. RefSeq lists its product as uncharacterized. The transcript has 7 exons. The coding region runs from base 1 to 4260 and encodes 1419 amino acids. NCBI's taxonomy places the organism in Eukaryota, Fungi, Ascomycota, Eurotiomycetes, Eurotiales, Aspergillaceae. The record is from RefSeq and is a predicted model, not a curated record.